AUGGAUGUCCCUCGCCUGAUCAAUUCCAUUGGAUGGGGAGAAAUCCUUCCUAACAAGAACUUUGGUUUUCAUCCUGAGGCAGUGAGGAUGUUCUAUGCAAACAUGAAACCAAGUUUUCAUAUCUAUCCGCCUUGUUUCACUAUGAUAGUUUAUAACUAUCUGAUAACCAUCAAUGUGGAACUGCUGUCUAUUCUUCUUGGAAUCCCCAUUGCGGGUGCAGAAGUUCUGAAUGAAUCUGACUUUCACUCUGUUGACUUCAAUGAGGGUGAUGCUCUUCGGCUGUACACCCGGGAUACUGGUCGCUACUAUCCCUCCGACUUCCACUCUGGAAGGCUUCCUGACGACCUCAAAGUCUUGCACUUCUAUAUAACUCGGUUCUUUCUUCCUCAUUCUCAUGGUCUCACCACAAUCUAUCCUUCAGAUUUGUGGAUUCUCGCUAGUGCCAAGGAGAAUCGAGUCAUUAGUUAUCCUCAUUUGAUGUUUGAUCAUAUGAUGAACUACCACGACGAACAUUAUGAGUGUGAACUUCUCUUUGCCCCUCAGAUCACUCAACUUCUGCUGGCCUUAGGCCUGGAUCUGCUAUUUAAGGUCGCUCGUGUGGAUCUGCUGAGCUCACUUCGUGCUCAGUUUGUGCUCCGCAAAGUUGAUGCAUCUGUUGGUCGACGUGGUCCUCGAGUCAAUGCUCCAGGGGGAGAAGCAGCUGAUGAUGCAGUUCCUUCACAUGAAGAUGGUCUUUAUCUUGCGGAUCUUGAUGUCAAUAAAGCUGAAGAAACACCUGAUAUAGCUGACCUGGUUGAAGCAGUAAGAGACAAAGGAAAACAACCAAUGGUGCACCCUUUAGAGGCUAUUCAAGCCAUGUUUAGACAGGAAGGGGAGGCUAGCAGCAGCAGGAAUCCGAUGAUGGAGGAUGAAGAUGCCAUCUUGGAUUAUGUUCAGUUACCAGACUAUGACUUCUAG
Molecule: messenger RNA, 957 nt
Organism: Linum tenue
Lineage: Eukaryota; Viridiplantae; Streptophyta; Magnoliopsida; Malpighiales; Linaceae
Source: the annotation of a GenBank genome assembly